Messenger RNA from Solea solea (common sole), 3892 nucleotides. It is a transcript of the gene glg1a, whose product is annotated as golgi glycoprotein 1a. The record is from RefSeq and is a predicted model, not a curated record. Gene Ontology annotation, molecular function: fibroblast growth factor binding. The coding region runs from base 43 to 3477 and encodes 1144 amino acids. Gene Ontology annotation, cellular component: Golgi membrane. Lineage: Eukaryota; Metazoa; Chordata; Actinopteri; Pleuronectiformes; Soleidae. The transcript has 25 exons.
AGUGCUCCUGAACGCAACAGUAGGCUGCCUGGCUCUGUGAAGAUGGCGGACUGUAUACGUGUUCCUCUGCUCCUGCUCUGGAUGUGCAUCUUGUCGUCAGUACAUUCAACUAGAGCAGAUAACAAUAAUGUCGCCAAAUUUACUGGUAAUGCUGAUAACCCACAGAAUCCAGCCGGAGGUCUGGGACCGGCUGUGGUUAACGCAGGAGCCGCUGAGAGAAACCUGGGCGCUGGGGCCUCGCUCUCUCGGAGGCGCACUGCCGGCUGGAAGUUGGCAGAGGAGGCGGUGUGCAGGGAGGACCUGACCCGGCUUUGCCCUAAACACUCAUGGAACAACAACCUGGCGGUGUUGGAAUGUCUCCAGGACAAGAAAGAGGAAACCGAGAUUGCUACUGAAUGCAACCAUCUGCUGUGGAACUACAAGCUGAAUCUGACCACCGACCCCAAGUUUGAGUCUGUAGCUGUGGAGGUCUGCAAGACAACCAUCUCUGAGAUUAAAGAAUGUGCAUCUGAGGAGCCGGGCAAGGGCUACCUGGUGUCUUGCCUGGUGGAUCACCGCACCAACAUCAGUGAUUACCAGUGUAACCAGUAUAUCACCAAAAUGACCUCCAUCGUCUUCAGUGACUACCGACUCAUUUGUGGCUUCAUGGACAAAUGUCGCGAUGACAUCAAUGUGUUGCGCUGCGGCAGCAUCAGCACUGGAGAAAAGGACAUCCAUUCACAGGGCGAAGUGAUUGCCUGUCUGGAGAAAGGUUUGGUGCGGGAAGCCGAGGAACAGCCGGGAGCACACGCCAUCAAGGAAGACUGCAAGAAGUCCAUCAUGAGAGUGGCUGAACUCUCUUCAGAUGACUUCCACCUGGACCGCUACCUCUACUUCGCUUGUCGUGAGGACCGUGAACGAUUCUGUGAAAGUAUACUGGCAGGGGAAGGACGAGUUUACAAAUGUCUCUAUAAUCACAAGUUUGAAGAGGCCAUGUCUGAGAGGUGUCGUGAGGCCUUGACCACUAGGCAGAAGCUGAUCGCUCAGGACUACAAGGUGAGCUACUCGCUUGCUAAAUCCUGCAAGUCAGACCUGAGGAAGUACCACUGCAGCGUGGACACCAGCAUGCCCAGAGCCCGAGAAGCUCGUCUGUCUUACCUGCUGCUCUGUCUGGAGUCUGCUGUGCAUCGAGGUCGAGUGGUGAGUGGCGAGUGUCAGGGCGAGAUGAUGGAUUACCGACGGAUGCUAAUGGAGGAUUUUUCUCUGAGUCCCGAGAUCGUGCUGCACUGUCGCACUGAGAUCGAGAGUCACUGCUCUGGUCUUCACCGCAAAGGGCGGACGCUGCACUGCUUGAUGAGGGUCGGCCGAGGGGACAUGGGUGGAAUCGACCCCAACUGUCAGAGGGCGCUCCAGACUCUGAUCCAGGAAGCUGAUCCUGGAGCAGACUACCGCAUCGAUCGAGCUCUGAACGAGGCAUGCGAGUCCGUCAUCCAGACUGCCUGCAAACAUAUUCGCAAUGGAGACCCCAUGAUCCUGUCCUGUCUGAUGGAACAUUUGUACACAGAGAAGAUGGUGGAAGACUGUGAACACAGACUGUUAGAGCUGCAGUACUUUAUUGCCCGAGACUGGAAGCUGGAUCCCAUCUUGUAUAAGAAAUGUCAGGGUGAUGCAGCUCGGCUUUGCCAUACACACGGUUGGAACGAGACAAGUGAGAUGAUGCCGCCUGGUGCCAUCUUCUCCUGCCUGUAUCGCCAUGCUUACCGCUCUGUGGAGCAGGGACGUAGGCUCUCCAGGGAUUGUAAGGUGGAGGUGCAGAGGAUUCUCCACCAGAGGGCACUGGAUGUAAAACUGGACCCUGAGCUGCAGCGGCGUUGUUUGACUGACCUGGGGAAGUGGUGCAGCGAGAAGACCGAGGCUGGUCAGGAGCUAGAGUGUCUGCAGGACCACCUUGAGGACCUGGUGUCUGACUGCAGAGAUGUGGUGGGAAACCUGACAGAGCUGGAGUCAGAGGAUAUUCAGAUUGAGGCGCUGCUUAUGAGAGCCUGUGAACCUGUCAUCCAGGCCUACUGCCAUGAGGUUGCUGAUAAUCAGAUAGACUCUGGUGAUCUGAUGGAGUGUUUGGUUCAGAACAAACACCAGAAGGAGAUGAAUGAGAAGUGUGCGGUCGGAGUGACACACUUCCAGCUGAUUCAAAUCAAAGAUUUCCGUUUCUCAUAUAAGUUCAAAACCGCCUGCAAGGAAGACGUUCUUAAACUGUGUCCCAACAUCAAGAAGAAGGUGGAUGUCGUGAUUUGUCUCAGCACCACAGUAAGAAACGACACACUACAGGAAGCCAAGGAACACAGAGUGUCUGUCAAAUGCCGUAAACAGCUGCGAGUGGAGGAGGUAGAGAUGUCAGAGGACAUCCGCCUGGAGCCGGAGCUGUACGACUCCUGUAAGCAAGACAUCACCAGAUUGUGUCCGAACGUGCCAUUUGGCAAUGCCCAGGUUAUUGAGUGUCUGAAGGAAAACAAGCGUCAGUUAAGUUCCCGCUGCCACCAGCGGGUCUUUAAGCUGCAGGAGGUGGAGAUGGUUGAUCCUGAGCUGGACUACCAGCUGAUGAGAGUCUGCAAGCACAUGAUCAGGCGGUUUUGUACAGAGUCGGAGGGAAAGAACAUUCUUCAGUGUCUAAAACAGAACAAGAACAGUGAAAUGAUGGAUCCCAAAUGCAAACAGAUGAUCACAAAAAGACAGAUCACCCAGAACACAGACUUCAGGUUGAACCCAGUGCUGAGGAAAGCCUGUAAAGCCGACAUCCCAAAGUUCUGUCAGUCAGUCCUGAACAAGGCGACACCAGACAGUGAGCUGGAGGGUCAGGUCAUCUCCUGCCUCAAGCUCAAAUAUGCAGACCAGCGUUUGUCGUCUGAUUGUGAGGAUCAGAUCAGGGUCAUUCUGCAGGAGUCGGCGUUGGACUACAGACUUGACCUUCAGCUGCAGAUCCAUUGCACACAGGAGAUCUCUCAGCUGUGUCCAGAGGAGGCAGCAGCUCAGGAGCAGACGGGGCAGGUGGAGGAGUGUCUGAAGGUCAACCUGCUGAAGAUCAAACAGGAGGGAUGUAAGAAGGAGGUGUUGAACCUGCUUAAGGAAAGUAAAGCGGACAUUUUUGUUGACCCUGUCCUACACACAGCCUGCGCUCUGGACAUCAAGCACCAUUGUGCUGCCAUACCACCUGGCAGGGGGCGCCAGAUGUCGUGUCUCAUGGAGGCGCUGCAGGACAAACGCAUUCGUCUGCAACCUGAGUGCAAGAAGAGACUUCAGGAUCGCAUCGACAUGUGGAGCUAUGCUGCCAAGGUUGCUCCUGCUGAGGGUUUCUCAGACUUGGCCAUGCAAGUGAUGACAUCGCCCUCCAAGAACUACAUCCUGACUGUGAUUGCUGGAGGUGUGGCCCUGCUCUUCCUAAUGGGUCUGCUCUGCGGACGAUUCACUAAGCGUGUCACUCAGGAGCUGAAGGACAGGUAGACCACACCCACUCUGUGGUAAGGACACACCCACAGGAGAAACGACCACCGCUGAAAUAGGACUCUACCCCCUCCUUCCGUCAUUUACCCCUGCUACAACAACUCCACCUGCCUCUCAGUUCUUCUCACAGCGCUUUCUCAUCACUCCUGCUGCUUCCCACCUCCUCUUACUGUGUGAGUGAUGUCACUCACAGUUGUGCAAAGGAAAUUGGGCGCGAUGACUGACUCAUCUCAUCAUCUUCUACAGGAACUCGUCUUCUCUACUGGAAAGCCACAUCCACAACAUUUCUUCUUUAUCUUCUGAUUUUUUUUCCCUCUUUUAUGCAGAGCACCAGUUCCUCCAUCAGUUAUACCUGCACUCACCUGUAGUUGCAGUGUUUUUCUUUCCUCUCCACCCCUUUUACUGUGCUGGGGAG